AUGGGCCUGAGCUCUUCCAAAGGACAUCCCAAGGUGACCAAGGUGGCACCAAUGUGUACCAGGGAGGACCUGCCCAUUCUCACCACCUUGUACCAGCUCCCCAGUGUGCCAGGACAGCCCAGCCUGCACCUGCCAACCACAUCAGAGUGGGGAGAACACACUCUUCACUGGAAACUUCCUCCUCUCCGGGAGACCUGGUGUGGGACAGCCGCUGAAGGGCUCCUUUUGUUCAACACCAUACCAGAAAAGGGAGAAACCAGCAUCAUCAAACAGCACCCACCACGAAGACCUCAAAGGCUUGAACCUGCUGGUCCUCUGCCACCAAUUGUUUCUGCAAAGGCCCAGAGUCAGCAAGAGGUGGCUACAAGCACAAAAAUGAAGGCCCUGGAGAAAAAUGGACAAAGCCUGAAACACCUCCCCAGCAGGCGGUGGCACUUGCACAAGCUGCAGAUACUGGACUUGACACACAAGCGCCAAGAGGCAGAGCUGAAGAGAAAUCUCCACAGGGAGGCAAAAAUCAAUAAACAAAAAAUCAAGGAAUUCAGCCCAAAGAAAGUCCUUGACACUCUCCAGAGAAGCAGCAGCACUGAAAGCAGAGACCUCAUCCCUGCUGAGCACAAUCAGCAUUUUCAUGGAGUCAGCUGUGGAAACAUGUGGAGCAGAGAACUCUCCAGGCAGCAUGAUGGGUCUGAACUCUCUCCAGGAAGAAGCAGGAAGGUUGACUUAUGGUUCUGCAGGGAGUCAUGGGCAAGGGAUCCGUUCUGGGACACUUCCAGUACAGGCUCUGAGGAGUGGGAAAUGGAAGAGAAGAUCUACCGCAAACCUACACUCGUGAGAACCAAGACAGAGAGAGUUUCUCUCUUUGAUGACUUCUUUGAUAGAGAUUUCUAG
Molecule: messenger RNA, 891 nt
Organism: Dryobates pubescens (Downy woodpecker)
Lineage: Eukaryota; Metazoa; Chordata; Aves; Piciformes; Picidae
Gene: CCDC198
Product: coiled-coil domain containing 198
Exons: 6
Coding region: 1-891 (296 amino acids)
Source: RefSeq, a predicted model, not a curated record